AUGUCCGUCACCCUCCACACGUCUCUCGGCGACGUCAAGAUCGAAGUCUUUUGCGACUCGGUCCCCAAGACGGCCGAGAACUUCCUGGCCCUCUGCGCCUCAGGCUACUACGACGGCUCUGCCUUCCACCGUCUGAUCCCCGGGUUCAUGGUCCAGACCGGCGCACCCGCGAAUCCCUCGCCCCCCGAGAACCCCAAAGGCGGCCGCUCCAUCUGGGGGUCCCCCUUCGAGGACGAGAUCAAGCCGGCCCUGCGCCACGGCACCCGAGGCAUCGUCUCCAUGGCGAACAAGGGACCGGGGACGAACGGCUCGCAGUUCUUCAUCACCUUCGACAAGGCCGCCCACCUGGACGGCCUCAACACGGUCCUGGGGAAGGUCAUCGGCGACGACAGCCUCGUCACCCUGUCCAAGAUGGAGGCCGUCGAUGUCGACAAGAAGAGCAGGCCCAAGGAGCCGUUUCACAUCAACAGCAUUACCAUUCACGCCAAUCCGCUGGCAGAGUGA
This is a messenger RNA of Geosmithia morbida, 504 nucleotides long. Its product is annotated as peptidyl-prolyl cis-trans isomerase-like 3. Gene Ontology annotation, molecular function: peptidyl-prolyl cis-trans isomerase activity. The transcript has a single exon. The record is from RefSeq and is a predicted model, not a curated record. Gene Ontology annotation, biological process: protein folding; protein peptidyl-prolyl isomerization. Lineage: Eukaryota; Fungi; Ascomycota; Sordariomycetes; Hypocreales; Bionectriaceae. Bases 1 to 504 code for a protein of 167 amino acids. Gene Ontology annotation, cellular component: catalytic step 2 spliceosome.